Molecule: messenger RNA, 267 nt
Organism: Monoraphidium neglectum
Lineage: Eukaryota; Viridiplantae; Chlorophyta; Chlorophyceae; Sphaeropleales; Selenastraceae
Product: 1-acyl-sn-glycerol-3-phosphate acyltransferase 1
Exons: 2
Coding region: 1-267 (88 amino acids)
Biological process (GO): phosphatidic acid biosynthetic process
Molecular function (GO): 1-acylglycerol-3-phosphate O-acyltransferase activity
Source: RefSeq, a predicted model, not a curated record
AUGGGGGGCUUCAAGAAGGGAGCGUUCAGCGUGGCCGUGAAGGCCAAGGCCCAGGUCGUGCCCAUCACACUCAUCGGCACGGGUGAUGUCAUGCCCAGCGGUCGGGAGAGGGAGAUGUACGCGGGCCACGUGACCAUCGUGGUGCACCCCCCCAUCCAGACCGCCGGCGCUGACGCCGAUGCGGUCUGCGAGGAGGCGCGGCGCGCGAUUGCCAGCGCGCUGCCGCCGGAGCUGGUGGGUGACGCGUCGGCGACGUCCUCCGAGUGA